CAUACAGACUUCGCGGAACCCUUAGUUAUAAUGCAAAUAUUAACGUUUCUAUUGCUUCUCUACUAUUCUCCAUUCAUCAAUACAGAACAAUGGUGUGAAAGGGUUAAGUACCAAACUAACUUUACAACUCGUUCUUCUGAGGUGUUACCUGUUCUUAUUGUUUGGUAUCCCGUGCAUGAGGGUACACAUAGUAAACUGGCGGUAUGCUCAAAGUUGCAAGGUCAAUAUAUUCAAGGAAAAUGUUCCCAUAAUUUCCAAAAUCAAGUAGCCACAAGAUUUGUACAAAGAGAGGAAUUGUUGGAUUGUACAUCGAUUAGAAAUUACUGCCAGCCCAGAAGUUUCACCCAUUUCUAUUUGUCGACAAAUAGAGAAAAGACGAUCCACACGAACUACUGGCUUGAGGGACACAUAGGUGAAUAUAGUGGAACAAAAGAUAUGUGUUUACUAGAAAAUGGCCUUCCUCUAACACAAAAAUGCAUUUACGAUGCCUAUAAGCGUCAAGGCAUAUGGGAAAACCAGAAUUCUGGCAAAAACAGCACAGUGAAUUGUUUACAUGAUACAGAUCAACGCAUAGUGACUAAUGAUCUGAAUAAAUUGUAUAUGGAAGUAAGUGAACAGAAUAGAGAUCCCAUGCAGGAUAACCCAAAAGCAGCAGACAAACUAGCCAGUAUACUGGCAAAAAACUAUGCUGAACGAAUUGCAGCAGAUUUAAAAAUAUCUACAAACAUUUUAAAGGAAAUUACCACCACAGACCGGCAGCCGGAGAUGAUGACCAAAGUUUUGGCCGCAACUGAUCUCCUGUUGAAAAGCAACGAAAAUGUUGUCUCCACCUCAGUGAAAAUGAAUACACCAACUCAAUUGAUCAAAACGAUAGAUAAUUAUGUGAACAAAGUGGCCAAUGUUGUAAUGCGAAACUCAAACUGUUCCCAGAUUCCUAGUGGUGUAGUUAAGUAUACCAAAGAUCUGGUUAGUGUUUUCUACAUUAACCCAAGGUGUUCCAAUGUUUCGGGUAUAGCGUUUUACAAUACCCAAACGAAUUAUGCCAUGAAGGUGUUGUAUGGUGCGUCUUCAAAGAAGUAUUAUCGUUAUUUGUAUUUGAACCAAUCGCUGGAGCACAUUAUACAGGAAGGUGAUAUAGAAUCAGCCGUUUAUAUGCCAGAAAAUGUCUAUAAAGCUUUGUUGGCUGACAUAGAUACCAAAGUUAACAUGGACACAUUGGCUAUUUCAUUAUAUAGAGCACCAAAUUUCUUUACAAAUGGAACCACCCAAGCCGAGAAUGUUGUGCUAAAACUAUCAAUACCCAAGUACAAAGGCGAACUGCCUGGCGAUGUACCGCUAAUUUUUCAACGCCCUCUCACAAAUGUCACCGAACAGCCACAGUGCGCUAAUUGGGAUUUAGGAACAUGGAUAUCUACUGGAUUUGCGAAGGAAUUUCCUAAAAACCUAGUACUCUGCAACACUAGGAGCACAUCAUCGUUUGGAGCAAUUCUAGGGUUAAGACAUAGCCACAACGUCACAAAGAAUAUUAAAAUUCUUACAGUUUUGAUGGAUAUUGCUCAGGAUCUUAUAUCAAUUGUCGGUUGUUGCCUGUCUCUCUUUGGCCUUUCCUGCGUAUGGAUAACGGCUAUAUGUUUCAAAGAAUGGCGCUCACAAACAUCCAACAAACUUUUGCUGAAUAUGUGCCUGGUGCUUACACUGCUCAUGUCCUACUUCCUAUUUAUCAAUUUGCCUGGGCUUCGAAAUCGAUUGGUGGAUAUAGAGAAUGUGAACCACUGCAUAAUUCAAGGCGCCUUUUUGCAUUAUAUAAUUCUGGUGCUCUUCCUUUGGAUGUUCUUCUUUGCAAUCUUACAAUAUCAACGUUACGUCACUGUGAUAGGCAUACAACGAUCUGCACAUUUUGCAUUAAAUUAUACAUUGACUGCAUGGGGUGUGCCCCUAGUGCCCACAGCGUUGGUAAUCUUUUGGAAUAAAAAUGCCUACGUACCAUUGAGUAAGAAUACCAUUUGCUAUCCCAGAGGCCAAUGUUUAUAUAUGACAGUGUUAUUGCCCAUCUCUGUGAUUAGCAUUGCCAACUUGGCCAUAUUUAUAUAUAUAUUCUGCAGUAUUAGAAAGUCUGUUAACAAAUUUUGUGACGCCAACGAGAGAAAGAGCAUCAUAGUUCAGUUGCGUCUUUCCAUACUGCUGUUCUUUCUUUUAGGCAUAUCAUGGCUUUUCGGCAUUUUGGCCCAUAUGGAUACAAGCCAAGUACUCUCGACACUAUUCUGUUUGACGUCCACCAUUCAAGGUUUCGUGCUCUUCAUAUACUUUGUUGUCGUCGAUAAGAGAACACGCUCCUCUUGGUUAAAAUUUUGUUGUGGCGGUCAGUAUUAUUCAUUUGGAGAAAAUACUACAGACAUACCAAUAAAAACUGUGAAUUCUUCCAAGAAACUUAGUAUCGAAUAAUAAAAACUAUAA
Stomoxys calcitrans (stable fly) is the source of this 2454-nucleotide messenger RNA. RefSeq names its product adhesion G-protein coupled receptor G2. NCBI's taxonomy places the organism in Eukaryota, Metazoa, Arthropoda, Insecta, Diptera, Muscidae. Gene Ontology annotation, cellular component: membrane. Bases 31 to 2442 code for a protein of 803 amino acids. The transcript has 2 exons. Gene Ontology annotation, biological process: G protein-coupled receptor signaling pathway; cell surface receptor signaling pathway. The record is from RefSeq and is a predicted model, not a curated record. Gene Ontology annotation, molecular function: G protein-coupled receptor activity.